This is a messenger RNA of Marchantia polymorpha subsp. ruderalis, 1002 nucleotides long. NCBI's taxonomy places the organism in Eukaryota, Viridiplantae, Streptophyta, Marchantiopsida, Marchantiales, Marchantiaceae. The record is from the annotation of a GenBank genome assembly.
AUGGUAGCAACGAAUUGCAAAUAUGCACUUGCGUGCAUAUUUGCAGCUGUGAUCGCACUUUCGCCACCAGCAUUAGCGCAGCUCCGAGAAGAUUACUAUGAUACAGAUUGUCCUACUCUCAUGGACAUCAUGAGGAAUGCCAUGGACAUCGUUGCAGAAAAUGAUCCAGUCAAUUUGCCAGCUCUCCUUCGUCUGUGGUCACACGACGCGAUGGUCUCGGGAGCUGACGGCUCGGUGCUACUAUCCUCCAGACCUGGCGCCAAAAAGCCAGCUGAAAAGGCCGAGAAAGAUGCACCUCCCAACCUCACACUCUUCGGAUUUGAGGCCGUGGAGUUUCUGAAAUCUGCUGUCGAGCUCGAGUGCCCCGGAACCGUCUCAUGUGCGGACAUCCUGGCCAUCUCCGCUCAGCUGGCCGUGGAGCUGACAGGCGGGCCGGUGUUUCAGAGUCUUCUGGGCCGUAAGGACAGCAGGACUUCGCACUACAACGAUGGGGUUGAUGAGCUGCCCGGGGAGACCAUGAACAUGACUCAGCUGGUGAAGUCUUUCGCAGCCAUGGGCCUCACGCAGCGUGAUUUGGUCGUGCUCUCCGGAGCGCACACGAUCGGAUUCGCUCACUGCUCGGGCUUCAUGUACCGGCUGUACAACUACAAUUCCACUACGGCUGCCGAUCCCACCUUAGACUGGACGCUGGCAGAUCAACUGAGGCGUGUUUGUCCCAAACGCAACGCAGAUCCAAAUCGCGUUCAGGCUCUUGAUAUCACUACCAUCGAGAAUUUCGAUAAUGGGUAUUACUUCAAUCUGCAGCUUGCCGAAGGUAUACUCGAGUCUGAUCAGCUUUUGUAUGAAGACCCCAGUACCAGGAGUUUGGUGGACAUCUUCGCCGACGACAAGGAUGCUUUCUUCCUAGCAUUCGUCGAGUCCAUGAUCAAACUUGGAAACAACAGAGUGCUAACGGGGGAACAAGGAGAGAUUCGAGAGGUUUGCGAUAAAGUCAAUGAUUGA